AUGAACAUCACACGCUUUAGACACACACCACAUCACUUCCUCCCUCUUUACAUUUCCAGAAAAUUCGCAAUGGAUGCUGGUAAAGAGAUCAGGUACAAAGAAACAUUUGAUUCCCGUGCCAAACAAUCUUACGCUCAAGGCAUAAUUCCUCAUAUUCUCCAUUUAUAUGGAUCAAAGGCCACAGCUCGUGAUUUUGAAAUCUAUGCUCCCGAUGCUUCCUUUGAGGAUCCCCUUAUGCGUGCACACGGGGUCAAGCAGAUCAAAUCCGCAUUCUAUUCUCUUCCAAAGGUGUUUAGUGAGUCAAAGAUUGUGGAAUACAGUGUUGAAGAAAAUAUGGUUUCACCAGGAAAAGGAGAGAUACUAAUUGACAAUAAGCAACACUACAAAUUUUUGGGGAAGGAUAUAGAUUUGGUAUCGCUAAUCAAGUUGUCUGUCGAUGAGGGUAAAGUUGUCCGCCAUGAGGACUGGUGGGACAAAAAACCAAUUUCAAAUCGAGAUACUGUAAAGCUGCCGUUGCUUGGCCGAGUUGCAGAAAUGACUCGCAGGGGAUCAAUGCUGGCAACUCAUGUGCUUAUGAGGUUCGGGAAAGACCCAAACGUGUGA
Messenger RNA from Lathyrus sativus (Indian pea), 603 nucleotides. NCBI's taxonomy places the organism in Eukaryota, Viridiplantae, Streptophyta, Magnoliopsida, Fabales, Fabaceae. The record is from the annotation of a GenBank genome assembly.